AUGUAUGAUCAUGUAAGACCCUCUUCAAAGAUCUUCAAAGAUCUUCAAAGAUCUUCAAAGUUCAAAGCGAAGCCAGCCAAUUGGACCUCGAAACGCUCGGCGCGACACGUCUCGGGCACCAAGGAGACCGCGGGGUUGGCCCACGACUUGGUGCACGUGGAUGGUUCCGAGACCACUGAGCAUCCACUGAGCAUCCGGAGCCGAAGGGAAAGAAGAAAAUCGUCAGAAAAAGGCGCCGCCUUCGAAGUCUUCGAAGUCGAAGCAGUUGACACUCCAGCACCCAAACAGUCUGCAGUGGCAGCGCAAGAGGAUGCUACCUCUUCGCAGCACGCACGGGGCUUGUUCUCAAGCUCUGAUGCUGGCAGUCACGAACCCGAGCAGUCUGCGGUGGUAGCGCAGCAAGAGGGUGCCACCUCUGCACAGCGCGUACGGGGGAAGAUCCUCGACAAUGCCAUGUUUAUUGAUUUUAAUUCAGUGUCAGGUUGCUUCAGAUGGAAACGCUGCUCAUAUCUGCUCUCCAAUUCACUUCAGCUUGCAAACUGA
Cladocopium goreaui is the source of this 543-nucleotide messenger RNA. NCBI's taxonomy places the organism in Eukaryota, Dinophyceae, Suessiales, Symbiodiniaceae. The record is from the annotation of a GenBank genome assembly.